Messenger RNA from Trichoderma aggressivum f. europaeum, 1494 nucleotides. RefSeq lists its product as uncharacterized. The record is from RefSeq and is a predicted model, not a curated record. The transcript is spliced from 5 exons. The coding region runs from base 1 to 1494 and encodes 497 amino acids. Gene Ontology annotation, cellular component: Cul4-RING E3 ubiquitin ligase complex. Gene Ontology annotation, molecular function: protein binding. Lineage: Eukaryota; Fungi; Ascomycota; Sordariomycetes; Hypocreales; Hypocreaceae.
AUGAGCAGCACUCCCGCAGAGAUACCGGGCUUCUAUUACGAUGCGGAGAAGAAGAGAUAUUUCAAAAUAGAAGAUUCUCAUACCGCGCCAGCUUCGGCGGAGUGGUCCUCUGCCUCAGUUAAGCGCCGCAGGCUUGAGACAGAAGCCGCCGAGGAAGCGUCCCAGGAGGAAGAGCUCAUCAAGAACCACGUUAAGCGCAGUGCCUUAAUUAAUGAUGCUGCUGCCUCUGGACUGCUGGCUCGCGAGCUGGGCACCUCGAAGACCGAGACUGACGAAGUGGCUGCUGCUUUGUGGGCUCAGGGGGUGACUGACAAGGGGAGUGUUGCCUUUGGGCUCACUUUGCAUUAUGAGACGCAUCCUCAUAUGCCGUGUUUUUACGUCAGUGGCAAGGAGUGUGGUACGGAGUCGGCUAUAGCGUAUUCGACUUUUGAUGAAGAGAUGUUGAUGGGAACAUACAUUGACACGGAUGAAAAUGAAAAUCUUCAAACUAAAGCAGCUUCUUUCCGCACUGCGGGAAGGCUGCACUAUGAGAUGGUCUACUGUCCUCAGAUGUCAUCCAUCAAAUACCAUCAGCCGACUAACAAGGUUCUCCUGACUUCGAAAGAACCAGGCCGGGGCCUGUCUCUCUGUGUAUUCACUCCUCCAAUGGAUGAUACCCCCGACCAAGGAAGGCACUGGAUCAUGGGCGAGAUCGACAGCUACCGAAAUAUUGUAUACAACUUUUCGCGCAGUCGGAGCUGGGGUGUCAACCAGAGCACGCCUGCCCCUGCCUCCUCUGACCUUCUCUGUGUCGUGGGCACCAGCAGAGGGAUCCAACGUAUUCAUCUCAAUGAAACUCCUAGCUGGAUCACCCAAAUGGACAGCCCACCCGACUACGGCGUUGAUUCCAAGAUCGAUCACCCCGGCCGUAAGAGGUUUAUCGGCCCUCAAGAGAUCUUUUCUCAAGACUUCCAGGUUGACAACCAUAACAUACUGCUUGCUGGUGGCCGGCAGCCUCGCCUCUGGAUUACUGAUCUCAGAGCGCCCACUGCCGGAUGGAACUUUGUUAAGCACGGUUCGUCCAUUGCCCACGUUCGCAGCAUCAACCCCCAUCAAGUCCUGGUCGCUGGUCUGCGAAACCGCAUGUCCGUGUACGACAUGCGCUUCAUCCAAGCCAACAAGAGUGGGUACCGCGACCGAGCCACUUCUUCUCCGAUCCUCGAAUUCUCAAACUAUAAGAACGAGCCCUACUUCAACAUUGGCUGGGACGUAUCCAAGGAGCUCAACCUCGUGGCCUCGGCGCAGGACAACGGCACCAUCAAGCUCUUCUCGCUGAGCUCCGGCUGCGCUUUGCCUUUGGGCAAAGCCUUGGGGAGCCUUCAGACGGGCGAUCCCGUCAAGGCAAUGAUGUUUCAGACGCUGCCGGGAGAGAAUUCGCCGAGCCUGUAUGUGGCCAAGGGCCCGUUUAUCAAGAAAUUUGGUUGUGCGCCAAGCAACCCUUCCGACGAGGAAUGA